CUUCGUUUCCAGGCGCUCAAUCGCGUACGAUCCUUUCGCAAAACGAUGCGAGUACAUGCACGAGACUCGAUCCGGUAACGAUGAAGCAGGACGGGCACAUUUUGAUCCCAUUUAGAGGAGGGUUUCGUUGCAAAACGUGUUUGGAAGGCAGCUAGCUAACUGGGCUAACACGCUUUAUUCUAGUGCAUAUGGCUCCAGUUGGUUGCAUUAUGUUUGAAGCAGAAAAUACUAAUAACAAAUUAAUGCGGUCGUCUCGACCCCUUCGGUUUGCUAGACAUUUUGUUGUGGAAAUUUGGCUCAGGUUUUUCAGCUAGACCAAGCAUCUAUUCCUCAGCCCCAAGGAUCAUGGCCAAAGAUGCUGGUCUGAUUGAAGCCAAUGGGGAGCUGAAGGUUUUCAUUGAUCAGAACUUUAGCCCUGGCAAAGGUGUACUUUCACUGGUGACGGUGCAUCCACAGACAGUGGCAGUUGGAAAACAGAUUUUGCCAAAAACACUGGGCCCUUCAAACGUGAACAUCACACCACAUAUGGUCAUCAGCACACCUCAAAGGCCCAGUGGCUCGAAUGUUAUCCUAAUGAACAGCCCGCACACACCCAGCUCUCAGUUUAUCACACAGAGUCAACCAUCAGAAGCCUCGCCAUGGUCCUCGGGAAAGAGGGGGAGGAAAGGGGAGAAGAACGGUAAAGGCCUCAGGCAUUUCUCCAUGAAGGUUUGCGAGAAGGUCCAGCGGAAGGGUGUCACAACCUACAAUGAGGUUGCCGAUGAGCUUGUGGCUGAGUUCAGUUCGGGUGAUAAUCACAUCUCCCCUAAUGAUGCGCACGUGUAUGACCAAAAGAACAUUCGACGGCGUGUCUAUGAUGCACUCAAUGUGCUGAUGGCCAUGAACAUCAUCUCCAAAGAGAAAAAAGAGAUCAAAUGGAUUGGCCUGCCCACCAAUUCUGCUCAGGAGUGCCAGAAUCUGGAGGUGGAGAGGCAAAGACGUUUGGAAAGAAUCAAACAGAAACAGUCACAACUCCAGGAACUCAUUUUACAGCAAAUCGCCUUCAAGAACCUUGUACAAAGGAACCGCCACAAAGAACAACAGACAAAAAGACCCCCAGCUGCCAACUCUGUCAUACACCUGCCAUUUAUCAUUGUCAACACCAGCAAGAAAACAGUCAUCGACUGCAGCAUAUCCAAUGACAAGUUUGAGUACCUCUUCAACUUUGACAGCAUGUUUGAGAUUCACGAUGAUGUUGAGGUGUUAAAGCGCAUGGGAAUGGCCUGUGGUCUCGAGGUUGGCAAGUGUUCUGCUGAGGACCUAAAGACGGCCAGAAGCUUGGUGCCCAAAGCACUAGAACCCUAUGUCAUAGAGAUGGCACAGGGGCCAAUCAGUAAUGUCUAUAUGACGGGGACAUCAUCGACUAACGGAGGCCGAUAUCAUGUUGGGAGUGACAUUGGUGCAGAUGCCACAAUGGCCUCUAGUUCUAAUGACUCCCACUACAGCGGAUCUCGUGUCGAGACCCCCGUUUCUUACAUGGGCGAGGAUGACGAGGAUGACGAUGAGUUUGAUGAAAACGAUGAUGACGACUAAACCCAUCGCUUGUUCACCUGUCCAUCGUGCACAAAUUCUUUCAGCCGCCUUGUCCGAGGAUCGAUCAACCACGCAGUCCUUUUCCCACUUCUGCAUCUCACUGUAUUUCACUCUUUACCUGAGAAGGGCAUUGAAGAACACGGGCUUUAACAGGAUGAGUUGUUAUCAUCCUGUCUCUCUUAGCUCAGGACGGGCACAUCAUUGGCUGUGUUUUGUCUCCUGGGAAUUCUACUUUUCUGCCGCUGGCUAAAGUUUAGAGGCGUCGCUUUAUCCAGUUGUGGCGCUCCUGCCUGACGUUAUCUGCUCCGAUCCACGUGACGGUCCUCACGAAGAAUUCCCCUCUGACAUAUAGCCAUGAAAAACACUGUUGGAAAAUGUUGUGUGAUAUCUGUGUGAAAUAGUUCUCUUCUCCUUUCGAAUGAUUGUUUUGUUUUUGAAUGUGCUGGCUUGAUUGUUGCAAACUGUUGACUCCAGAACCUAUGAAGCCGGCUGCUAUUUUUUGCCCAAUGGAGGGGCAGGUGUUUGGAUGUGUGGACAAUUUUUUGUAUGCUAACCUGAUGAUUUCUUGCAGGCUUUUUUGUAGAAUUUCCUCUUGUGUGUUUGUCUCCUUGGCGUUCUGAAGAGUGCCGCUUUUUGGAGGACUCUGAGAAGUCAGUCUUUUUGUUUGUUUGUUCUCUUUUGGUUUCAGAGCUUCAUAGGCUGACCAGUCUUAGAGACACCAGAGGAUAUUAGAGACACUUCAAAACCUUAAAGCAGAUAAAGGAAUCUGCUUCGUUUCUUAAAGACAUGAUGUCAGAUCUCCUGAAAAUGUUUUCUAGUGUCCUCUUGUGUCAGUUAUAGCUUGGAGCGUGUAAGAAUAUUAUUGUGUAUUAAAAAGAUAUGGGUUUUAGGUCUGUCUCAACUUCCCUUUGAGAAUUUCAUUUAAAAAAAAAGAAUCCUUGUACUGACUCCUCAGAGCAACUUUUCUGUAAUCUAAUAUAAGUUUCAAAUUUAAAUAUAUAGUAUGUUUUAAGAACUCAAACUCGAUGUGUUUCUUGCGACACUAAUGUAAUACUACUAAUUUCAUUAAACUUUAUUUUAUAUA
This is a messenger RNA of Triplophysa dalaica, 2656 nucleotides long. It is a transcript of the gene tfdp1a, whose product is annotated as transcription factor Dp-1, a. Bases 346 to 1572 code for a protein of 408 amino acids. Gene Ontology annotation, molecular function: DNA-binding transcription factor activity, RNA polymerase II-specific; RNA polymerase II transcription regulatory region sequence-specific DNA binding. Lineage: Eukaryota; Metazoa; Chordata; Actinopteri; Cypriniformes; Nemacheilidae. Gene Ontology annotation, biological process: regulation of transcription by RNA polymerase II; regulation of cell cycle. Gene Ontology annotation, cellular component: transcription regulator complex; nucleus. The transcript is spliced from 12 exons. The record is from RefSeq and is a predicted model, not a curated record.